This is a messenger RNA of Penaeus vannamei (Pacific white shrimp), 2687 nucleotides long. Lineage: Eukaryota; Metazoa; Arthropoda; Malacostraca; Decapoda; Penaeidae. The record is from RefSeq and is a predicted model, not a curated record.
UGCCCCGGUAGACACAGCAGCGCGAGGAUGCCGCCCACACCUACGCCUACGCCGCACUAACACGCCCGCCAGCAGCAGCAGCAGCAGCGCCGUGUAUCCCCCGCGGGCAGGAUGGGGAACAAAUUGUCUUGUUCAUGCGCCCCGCUCAUCAAGAAGACGGGAUACCGCUAUGAGGACUCACCGUGGAACCCGGCCCGCAGACGCGACGGCCACCUGCUCAGGCUCUGGGCGGAAGUGUUCCACGUGUCAUCGUCAGGAGCCGGAACAGUCAAGUGGCAGCAAGUGUCCGAGGAUCUGGUGCCGGUCAACAUCACGUGCAUCCAGGACACCCCGGAGUGCGUCUUCCAUAUCACCGCUUACAACUCCCAGGUCGAUAAGAUCCUCGAUGUGCGGCUAAUUCAACCAGGCACGCGGAUCGGCCAGGCGUCGGAGUGCUUCGUGUAUUGGAAGGACCCCGCCACCAACGACACCUGGGGACUCAACUUCACCUCGCCCAUAGACGCCAAGCAGUUCAGAGAAUGUUGCUCACCCUCCUUCAAGUUCUCCCGGAAGGCGUCCUCGUCCUAUUCGCUCAAGCUCGAGCCGGUGAGGGCGGGCGGCGGGAAGAACAAAGGCCGAAGAAAGCCGGUGUCGACGCCAGCAUCCCCCAGUCGCGCACGGGAACCCCAGUGCACGUGUAUGACGGCCGAACAGUACGCCAGACUACGUGCUCAGGACCCCAGGUUCAGAGAGGAGAAUUGGCAAGAUGAGAAAUGCAUUAGAUGCAAGUGCAAGCAAGGCAUUGGUGAGCUCACAGAAAACGAAAUGUCGGAAAAUGAUAUUGUAGAAAAUGGAUUCUUUGGCCAAAACGGGCACGUUCGGGCUGCCACCGAUUCCCCGCCCGAAGUUUAUGAUAAUCUUCAGAUUGAGAGAAGUUCAUCGACUUUGCCACGCACGCAGCAAGGUGGGAGAGGGGUGGUUGAAGGGCCCAACGCGCGGACGGCCAAUCAUGGGGCAGCCCAUACCACAGCCACUACCACUACUACCACCACCCAGGCUGGCACAUGUGACACUAUGGCCUCACGCCGCGGAGGGGCUGACAAUUAUGGCACACUCAAGGUCUCUGGCAACCGCGAGGGCCGUCAGCCGCCGUCGCACCACGCCUCCCACGCCUCGCUUGUCCACAAGUCAAGCAACGUCGGUUCUCUCGCUCGCAAAGACGAAGGCUCCGCCGGCGUUGCCAAUGACCGGGCCAACGAGAGCGCCACGGCCGGCAGCCGCGACAACCGCAGUCUCCGUGGCAGUCGCAGGGAACUCUCCUCCAAGAGCGUGGACUACUCCGAGAUGGACACAGUGCGGGAGACGGACACGCUGCGACGCCGCGCCCGGAGCAAGAGCACGGACGACGUGACAAAAGGUAAUUCAGACUUUGAGAAUAAUGUGGCAACCCCAAGUUCCCCAACCAGCCAGCUGCUGCAAGAAUAUGAAAUGCACCUUCGUAACACCCUGGCUAAAGGGAUGGAUGCUGAGAGCUAUAGUCUGCAUACCUUUGAAGCCCUUCUGACACAAAGCAUGGAAAACUUGGAAUCCAUCAUUGCGGAGUCACAGUCACGUCCAUCUUCAAGUGGCACACCACAACAGUCCUCUAGUGGGACGCCUCGCCAGUCAGCAAUUCUGCGGUCCCCCCCAGCCCAUGGGUCUGGAACAACUAGAGAGUCAGCAGCGAAAGUCUAUGACCAAAGGCGGCGUGUGAAGUUGAUAAGCGAGAUCAAACGCAUUCACAAGAAAUACCAAGCUAAGCAGAGCUCUCCUUAUACUAGUGAAGAAAUAUCAACUAUUCGUUCAAGCACCAAUGGAGUCGUUAAGUCAGAGAUUUUAGGGAGCCUCAACAAACAUGGGAUGCUGCCAGCCAGUGUUCGAGGGUCAGAAAGAUCCUUACCCACAGCGACACUUCGGGAUGACCGUGAUCAUAGUGGCUACUUUAGUGACCGUAAUGACAGUUAUGGGAGUCGACGUGAUUUGUAUGACCGUGGCUAUAUGAGUGAUCAUGAACGCAGGUUUUAUGACAGACAAGAUAGCAUCCGGUCCGGCUACAUGAGUGACCGAGAGCGAGGCUACACCAGCGACAGGGACUCACGUGGUUACAUGAGUGACCGUGAGAGAGGCUACAUGAGUGACCGAGAACGGGGUUACAUGAGUGACCGAGAGAGAGGUUACAUGAGCGAUCGUGAGCGAGGUUACAUGAGUGAUCGCGAGAGAGGCUACACAAGCGACCGGGAAAGAGGCUACACAAGUGAUCGAGAAAGAGGCUACACAAGUGAUCGGGAAAGAGGCUACACAAGUGACCGAGAAAGAGGUUAUACCAGCGACCGUGAGCGAGGUUACAUGAGCGACCGAGAGAGAGGCUACAUGAGCGAUCGCGAACGUGGUUACAUGAGCGACCGCGAGAGAGGCUACAUGAGUGACCGAGAUUCACGAGGCUAUGCAAGCGAUCGUGAAAGAGGCUACGCCAGUGACCGUGGUGGCUACGGAAGCGACCGAGAAAGGGGCUACUCCAGCGACCGCGAGCACAAUGCCCUGGUUACUCAGGCCUCCAUGGAGAGUGCAGACUCGCGACUCUGCUACCUCACGUCGUCGGAGGUAAGUACCUGAAUACACUUUAUGCCUGUGUUGGGCUCAUGUUUAAAAAAAGACUUAGAAAACAUCUU